Molecule: messenger RNA, 6612 nt
Organism: Dromiciops gliroides (monito del monte)
Lineage: Eukaryota; Metazoa; Chordata; Mammalia; Microbiotheria; Microbiotheriidae
Gene: MEF2D
Product: myocyte enhancer factor 2D
Exons: 12
Coding region: 540-2108 (522 amino acids)
Biological process (GO): positive regulation of transcription by RNA polymerase II; cell differentiation
Molecular function (GO): RNA polymerase II cis-regulatory region sequence-specific DNA binding; histone deacetylase binding; protein dimerization activity
Source: RefSeq, a predicted model, not a curated record
UCCUCUCCCUCCCCCCCCCCCAAGCUAGGCUGAGCUGUGCCUACGUUGGCUUCGGCUCCCAGGGACUGGAAGAGUUACCUUUGGAGCCCAAAAGGAGGAAGGAAGAAAAUAUAUCAACAACAGCGGCGGCUCGGGAGCCCCAGCCCCAGAUCCUCCCUCCCCUCUACCCCGGCCCCAGGACAGGGGCCCGGGACCUCCUGGCUCCACCCAGGGCCCGGGCAGACGCCUGUCUUGUUAGUUAUUUUUCGAUAUCCCCUCCCCCCUAAAAAGAAAAAACCCAUCACCUUCCUGCGCUUGGAGUUCUGAGAGGAGAGAGGACCACCACUCUUCCUCCUACCCCCUUCUGCGACACCCCCUUCCCCCAACAGGGGUUGGUGGCCGGUGCUGGAACUGCCCUUGAGGACCAUGAACUAAUCUCCUUCGAGGACGAGCCUUUUCAUGAGCACACUCUAACACACCCGCCGGCCGGUCGAGGACCCCCCUCCCAGCAAGGCCUUCCCCUCCCCACCUCACCCCAGGGCUGAGGAUCUCUGGAGAAGAUGGGGCGGAAAAAGAUCCAGAUUCAGCGGAUCACAGAUGAGCGGAACCGACAGGUGACAUUCACCAAACGGAAGUUUGGGUUAAUGAAGAAAGCCUAUGAGCUGAGUGUGUUGUGUGACUGUGAAAUUGCCCUCAUCAUCUUCAACCACUCCAACAAGCUGUUCCAAUAUGCCAGCACUGACAUGGACAAAGUCCUCCUCAAGUACACGGAGUACAAUGAGCCCCACGAGAGCCGCACCAAUGCAGACAUCAUUGAGACCCUGAGGAAGAAAGGCUUCAAUGGCUGUGACAGCCCCGAGCCCGAUGGGGAGGACUCCCUGGAACAGAGCCCCCUGCUGGAGGACAAGUACCGGCCGGCCAGCGAGGAGCUGGACGGGCUCUUCCGGCGCUACGGGUCUGCAGUCCCAGCCCCGAAUUUCGCCAUGCCGGUCACGGUGCCUGUGUCCAACCAGAACUCACUUCAGUUCAGCAAUCCUGGUGGUUCCCUGGUGACCCCAUCGCUGGUUACGUCGUCUCUCACAGACCCGAGGCUCCUGUCCCCCCAGCAGCCAGCCCUGCAGAGGAACAGCGUAUCACCAGGGCUGCCCCAGCGGCCAGCCAGCGCUGGGGCCAUGCUGGGAGGAGACCUUAAUAGUGCUAAUGGAGCCUGUCCCAGCCCUGUUGGGAAUGGCUAUGUCAGUGCCCGGGCCUCCCCUGGCCUCCUGCCUGUGGCCAAUGGCAACAGCCUGAGCAAAGUCAUCCCGGCCAAGUCUCCACCCCCACCUACCCACAGUGCCCAGCUUGGGGCCCCCAGCAGAAAGCCGGACCUUCGAGUCAUCACGUCCCAGGGUGGGAAGGGGUUAAUGCACCACUUGACUGAGGACCAUUUAGAUCUGAACAAUGCCCAGCGUCUUGGGGUCUCCCAGUCCACCCAUUCACUCACCACCCCUGUGGUCUCUGUGGCAACACCCAGUUUACUCAGCCAAGGGCUUCCCUUCUCCUCCAUGCCCACCGCCUACAACACAGAUUAUCAGUUGACCAGCGCAGAGCUCUCUUCCCUCCCGGCUUUCAGCUCAACUGGGGGACUGUCGCUAGGCAAUGUCACUGCCUGGCAACAGCAACAACAGCCACAGCCACCCCAGCAACAGCCCCAGCCACCACAACAGCCACCACCACAACCACAGCCACAGCCCCAGCAGCAACAGCCGCCGCCACAGCAGCAGCAGCAACAAUCCCACCUGGUCCCCGUGUCUCUCAGCAACCUAAUCCCGGGCAGUCCCUUGCCUCAUGUUGCUGCAGCCCUCACCGUCACCACCCACCCCCACAUCAGCAUCAAGUCAGAGCCGGUGUCCCCAAGCAGAGAGCGCAGCCCAGCACCACCAGCCCCUGCCCCCUUCCCAGCCCCUGCUCGGCCUGAGCCUGGGGAUGGCCUCAGCAGCCCUGCCAGUGCAUCCUAUGAAGCUGGGGAGCGGGAUGACGGGAGGGGUGACUUCGGGCCUACUUUGGGGCUGCUCCGCCCGGCCCCAGAGCCUGACACUGAGAGCUCGGCAGUGAAGCGGAUGCGGCUGGACACCUGGACAUUAAAGUGAUGAAUCUCCCCCUCCUCUAUCAACCUCCCUCUUGAAGAGUUGACAAUCUCACCGCCCCUCCCAUCCCGGGCUCCUCCCCGCUCGACCCCUAGUCCCUUUCUCGUGCUCCGUGUCCUGUUGACGGUUACAUUUGUGUAUAAUUAUUAUUAUUAUUAUUAUUAUUAUAUUAUUAUUAUUUUUUUAAUUUGAACUCUCGCUUCUGAGAGGGGGAAGCAUCCCCUUCUCUUUCUUCUCCCCCCCGUUUUCAUGGGGGGGACACUCUUUUUUGGGGGGAUAAUUUGCACGUUGUACACAUAUGCUGCAGGGGGGAGGGGGGACCCCAAAAAGACUUUGGGAUGGGGCAGAAGCCGAGCCCUGCAUGUGGUAACCUCCCUUCACCCCCAUCCCCAAGAGAGAGGAAGUAACCAAAAAAACCCAUAAAAUGGACUUUGAAACCCCAGAAUCUAGUUUGGACCUGGGGGGGUGUGGGCUAGAUGCCUGGGUCAACACUGUUCUGCUUGUGCUGCAGGGCCUUAUGAGGGCCUCUGCCUUUCCAGGGCUGUUCCUAAGUACCUAGGCUGCUUAGGUAUGGGGUGAGUGCUCAGGCCUGGAACUCCAAAAUAAUCCCCAUCCUUCACUGAUUCACAUGUAAACUGCAAUCUCCAAAGCCAAGGGGCAGGGGGCAGAGUUGCAAUUGUAGUGUGAGGGAAGCAGGCCUUGGGAAGGUGGGGGGCAGGGAGAGACCGCCCUCUUCCCUGGGCCUGGAGGAAUGUCGGAGUCUCUCCCUCUCUACAGAUGGAAGGAGAUGGGGAUGGACUAAGGGGCCACCUCACAGCACAGUGUGGGGGGCACCCCCUGCUUAGGCAUUAGAGGGGGAUCCUGGUGGUGGAGAGAGAAGAGGCCUCCUUUUCCCUCCUCUGGGGUUUUCUUCUAAAAUAUACAGUGCAAUAGCAUCCCUUCCCUCACCCACCCCUUUCACUCUGGCUCCCUAAUGCCCAGCCCCAUCCUGAUGCCCUUGGUGCUGGCCUUUCAAAAUAAGCCUCGGUGGAGGGAGGGGGCAGAGCCAGUCUUAAUUAUGCUGGCAGGACCUGGGAAAGGAACUGAGGAUGGGGAGCACCUGCUGCGCCUUCUCCUCCACCUGGACCCUCACCCUAGCAGACCUGGACUGGCUUCACAAAAGGCUGCACUAGGAUUUGGGGGAGGACCUGGGCACCAUUGCCAACAGAAAGCGGUCCACGAGGGUCAGGGAGGAUCAGAAUAUCCUUUUAUCAGAGAGGUCAUGGAAGGGGGAGGAACAGAUGCCCACUCCCUCAUUCACAUGUGAUUGUAUACCAGAGGCAUGGGCCCCAGGGGAGCCCACAGUUUCCCCGAGCCAGGGCAUGGGGUGGGAUGGAGUGAAGCUGCCACACCUCACUUCCAGCGCUAGUUGUGUCCUAGGGUGGCCCACUUUUUUAGCUUUGCUCCACCCCGGCCCACCCCUCUCUCCCUAGGCCUGCCUCCCCUUCUCUUGAUCCUCCCCAUCCCCACCAGCUUGCUACCUCCUGCUCCUCACCACCCUCACCACCAUCUCUCCCCUCAAUCCCCCACCACCACACCCCAUCUUUCCCUCGGCUACUGUAAUUGUAAAUAGCAACUUUGGAAAUGUUGGCUAUGUAACAGUCCAGGAAACUGUUUUUUUGUUGUAUUGAUAUGAAAUGAAAUUCUAUUUUUGUCAAAGUAUAUUGUAAUAAUAAUGACUCUGAAACGGCCCGUAGUGUACAGAUGAGAUUGUUCUUCUACUGUUGUUCUUGCCCUCCCCUCGCCCCAAUUUUGCCCCUUUCAUUUUCUCCCCAGAUAUGUGCAGCUGGGGGGAGGGGGGAAGAGAGGGAGCCAAAGCCUGAGGCCCUUGGAUCUUUGGCUGUAUCUAAGAUGAUUAGGGAGCUGGGAGGAGUACCCUAGCAUCCCCCACUUCCAUACCUACUCACAGAGGUGAGUUGGGGCAGUGGGGAGGGUUGGGUUGUCUUCCCCCAUUCUUUCAGACAUUGAUGCUUGGCUUGGGCCCCCCAGUGCCCAAGGGUUAGGGGCUUUGUCUUAGGUCUCUCAUCACAGUUGAAACAUAGAGGUAGCAAAGGCCUAGUUCUGUAAGUGACUGUAUUUACCCACCUCAGAGACCUAGCCAUUUGCAGUAUUCUGAAACUUAUCAUGAGGGAGGAACCUGAAGCAGAGAGAGAAAGAGAGAGGUGUGUGUGGGGGUGUGGGUAUGUGUGCACAUGUGUAUGCAUGCUCACACCUGUCUUCGUGUGUUUAUAAAGUGACCAGCUGUCCAGCAUUUCAGCUUCCUGAUCUUCCCAACUGUUCUCCCAAAAGUCCAUCAUGGACAGAUUUUCUCUUGCUGCAUCCUACUCCCUUCUUUGUUCACUCAUUCAUUAAUUCAAUAAGCAUUUAUUAAGCACUUACAGUAUACCAGAUGCUGGGAGAGAUACAAAGUUUAGAUAAGGCAAGAUCCCUGUCUUUAUGGACCUCACAUUCUCUCUACACUCAGAGAGUCACAUUUACUUGCUAAAUUAAAACACUGAUUAUUUUUAUAUGUCCAUUUUUAAGGGGGAUUUUGCGGCUGGUCCCGCCUGGCUCUCCCAUUUGGUCCUGUCUUUCCAACCUUGCCCCCUAAAGGAAUUGUCUUGCUCCAGCUAGACUGGGCUCUUUCUUGUCUCCCAGCAUGCCUUGGCCUUUCCUACCUCUCUCCCUGUGUUCAUCCUUGGAAUGUGCUGUCUUCCCCCUAAGUCCCACCUUUGCUCUGAAGCCCAGAUCUUUGCAAUCCUACCUCCUGAAUAAGCCCCAUGCCUCAGUGAUUGUUCCUUCUUCAUUCCUCUAGAGCAGUGGUUCUCAAACUUUUUGGUCUCAGGACUCUUUAAAAUUACUGAGGACUUAAAAGAACUUUUGUUUAUGUGGUUUAUAUCAACCCAUAUUUACCAUAUUAGAAAUUAACACAUCUUAGAAUUAUGAUGAAAAUGGCUUUGACCUCCUGAUGUCUCAUGAGAUAGUCUUAGGGGCCCCAGAGGUCCCCAGACCACACUUGGAGAACUGCUAGCCUAGAGCAUAUUGGCCCUCCAACAUGCCCAUCCUCCCAACUAAGGGCAGCAACUGUGUCUUUUUCAUCUUCAUCUCCAACCCUGCCCCUCCCUGCCCCUUACUUAUAGCACAGUACCUAGCACACAGUAGUAGGUAGUCAAGAAACACUUGCAGGUGAUUGAUUCUCCUCUUUCCGGGCCAGACUUACCUCAUGCCUGGCUCUAUCCAGCUUUCCUCAGCUGAGCUACCCUACCAUUUAGUCCCCCAGGGGAAUCCUUCCCUUACCCUCCCCUCCAUUUUUAUGUCUGUGUGCUCCUGAGUGUGGAUAGUAUCCAUCAGGUUUGCCUUCUGUGCUACAGUGGCAUUUCUGAUGUUGGGUAACUCUGGGUGUGUGUAUGAGUACACUCACACAUGCCUCAGUGCAUUAUCUAGGGGUGUGUGUGGGUAAGGCAGUUAACGUGUGUUUGGAGAAUUUUUUUCAAGGGGGGCAGGGUAGAAUGCUAUAUGAAUGUGUGUCUGUUACAUUUCUGCAGUUCAGUAUCCCAAGGUUUAUCACAGGGCUUUCCAACCAGAUAAGCAGUCCUCCUUGGAGCCUGGUCCUUCUUGGUGACCUGGUGACUACCCUUCCUAUUUACUAGCCAAAUCCACACCUCCUCCCAGCCCCUCCCCGUAGAACUGGGCAUUUGCCAAAGCAACCACUGGAGACAGCCAACAUCCCUCACCUCCACCCUCCGAUUUUUAGACAACUAUCAGGGAUGAUGGGUGAGAGGAACCCCUCCCCCCCCCAAGCAAAACACCACCCCCCCUUACAACAGUGCACUAACUACAGCGGCGAGACCCAGUCCCCAGUCCUAAUCCUCCCCACCUUGGACAGAAAGGAAGCAAUGCACUUCUCUUACUGUUUAUUUAUUUGUUUGGAAAGACAGAGAUGAUGUAAAAGUGUAUCUAGAAAUAUCUAUAUCACUAUAUAUUUUUAACUGACUCUUCAGGAUCCCUUGAGGGAGGUAGGGGGUGAGUUUAGGGUUCCAUAAGUGGGGAUGGAACCUGGGAACUCCUAGCUUUCCCUUCUGCCCCCCUCCCCUUGAAACAUUGGAAGGAGGGAUGGGAUUGGGUGGGGCUGGAUUAUUUUUGAUGGAGAAUCUGGAUUCUCUUGUCUCCCCAGCCCAGGUCUGAGGAAGGGGAGUGGAAAACUUAAAGAGGUAUUCCAUCCUCUCCCCAACCCUACCCCCCCAAACCUGACAAUCACCCACUCCCCUAUGGCUCUGACUGGGUCCUGGGGGCAGGGGGGAGUCGAAAGUGUGUGGCUGUUGAUUUGUUUUCGAUAUUUCUUUCCGUGCUGUAUGGUGAUGCUUUCUUGGUAUUCUACACAAUAAGAAAAGACAAAAAAGUCCUCAAGUUCUUAUGAGUUUUGUUUGAAAACUCUUUCACUAUAUUUGUUGUAAAGAGGUUUACUAUUAAAAGAAAAAAUACACGUUUC